Ostertagia ostertagi is the source of this 555-nucleotide messenger RNA. Lineage: Eukaryota; Metazoa; Nematoda; Chromadorea; Rhabditida; Trichostrongylidae. The record is from the annotation of a GenBank genome assembly.
GCCCCUGAUACAAUUUCCGGCUCACCAAGGCUAUGCGGCCAGUAUUGCACUCAAUCCGAGAGAGCGCCAUUUGAUUGCAUCAGGUGGAGGAAGAGACAAGUUCAUCAAGAUUUGGAAUUGGUCAGGCGCUCGUCCAACAGCGCCCACUUAUCAAGUGGAGACAAUGGCACCAGUUGGCCGUGUUUAUUGGAGUCCUGAUCCAAAGAACGCCUUCCAUAUUGCAAGCUGUGCUGAUAUGUGGUGGAACAUUCAAGACCCAGAUCGAAUUGUAUCAUCUGGAAAAGAUGGCCUACUGGUUCUCCAUCGUAUGGAACAAAAGCAAUCGCCGUUAUCCUACGCCUGUGAUAUGGCGUUAGACGUUGCUCCUGAUGGUCUAGUUGGAGUGGCAGCUAAUUCUCACAUUCCGAUUAUCAAACAUCAAGAGCAGUACAUGGCUAGAAAGCGACAACCAUAUGAUCCAUUCCGCACGCCAGUACGUAGUCAGCUUUCGUGUGGAUUACCGGAUAACGCAAUGAACACUCUACAACCAUCUGCUUUUUAUAGGCUGGCAGAGAA